Molecule: messenger RNA, 5514 nt
Organism: Cyclopterus lumpus (lumpfish)
Lineage: Eukaryota; Metazoa; Chordata; Actinopteri; Perciformes; Cyclopteridae
Product: NACHT and WD repeat domain-containing protein 2
Exons: 10
Coding region: 96-5156 (1686 amino acids)
Molecular function (GO): protein binding
Source: RefSeq, a predicted model, not a curated record
AGAAACACCAGCAUAGAGCAGGAACUGUGAGCUUUUUAUUUGGGCCAUUGAAUAAAGUUUUUCUCCCUUAUUUUACCUUAACUCAGCAAUUUGUCAUGCUCUCCAGAGGAAAACAAAUGGGCCGCUCUCAUUCAAAUUUGACCUGUGUGAAACUCUAUCUGUGCUCCAACCCAGAGGAUAGCAUUGUGGAGCGCAGAGCUCUGCGAGAGAGUGUGUUCCCCGAACUUCGAGAGCAGUGCAGAAAAACCCUGGGACUGGAUGUCAGGGUGAUAGACCCAUUUGAGUCCAGUGAUCCCAGCCGUUGGCCAGAUGAAAACACAAGACAGCAGCUGAUUAAAGAAUGCAGAAAGAACUCCGCAGGACCUUUUUUACUGGCCCUGGUCGGACAUCAGUAUGGCACAGCCAGCCUGCCCGCCCAGGUGGAGGUGUCAGAGUACCAGCUGCUGCUGCAGGAGAGCCAGCGAGCGGGCGUCAGCACCCAGGAGCUGGAGAGAGAGUACCAGAGGGACGAGAACACCAACCCUGCCUCCUACUGCCUGAAGCCUCGAAACCGACACACCUGCUGUCCCCAGGCAGAGGUUAAAGCGGAAGAGGAGGCUGAAGAAGAGGAGCUGAGGAAGAUGUUUCAGUCCACUGUGAGUCUGUGUGUCCACACUGGUGUCAUGAGCCCGGAGAGGGCUCGUAGCUACUACAGAUCAGCCCUCGACGCAGAUCUGAGAUUUGCUCUGGACAACCGUCCUCCUGAUGACAUCAUCAGACGCUGCCUGGUUUACGUUCACAGGGUCAUUGAUGCAAAAGGAGAGAGAGAGAAGGGACUGAUGAAGUCACAACUUCAGCCACCGUCGGAGGCCACUACGUUUGACCUCAGGACAACGCCCACUGAUUCAUACUUAUUGUCAGAGCUUUGUGACGACUUCCUUCCGGGUCUCAUCACUUCCUCUCAGCUUCUAGUCUACAUCACCACCACAAAGUGUGACUGUCGCCAUGGUUACUCGACAGCCAGGCGGCGAGGCUAUGCCGAGUCUCUAUGCCAGCAGGUGUACUCGGACCUUGUGGGGUUGAUUGACAGCUCGAGCGUCUUAGAAAGCAGUGACGGCUCUCAGCUCGGUGAUGCUUUGACCAGAGAGCAGGCUGAGCAGGAGGAGCUGUGUGGCACCCUGUCCCGACUUUACGACAUCAUACGGCCAGAGGAGGAAGAGGUCAGAGCCUUUGUGGAGCAGAGCGCACCACAGUGCCCACUAGUGGUGACAGGAGGACCGUGCACAGGGAAGACUGUUCUGCUUGCACAUUGUGCUCAACAAAUAAAGUCUUGGCUACCAGACUGUGAUCCUGUGGUGAUCAUUUAUUUUUGCAACCUGUCAAUCAACCCUUCCCCAAGGCACUUGUUGUCGAGCCUGUGUUAUGAACUCAGCGUUAGAUAUCACAGCGAAUCUUCCUCUGAGCAGAAUCCCAGCAACAUGGACGAUCAAAGCUGUACCACUAACCUCCGAGACUUCAAUCCCAACUGUAGCUCGACAUCCAACUUUUCUCUCUCUGAGCUAAAAGAGCGUCUCUCAUCCCUUCUCACCUUCAUGCCCUCGACCAAAAAACCUCUAGUUCUAAUCCUCGAUGGCCUGGACCAAAUGGAAAACAAUUUAGCACCCCCCGUCUUGGAGAGCCUCCCGUCUCCCAUUCCUCCCGGCGUCAAACUCAUCGUCACCGUCUCCUCCAACGGAACACAAGUCCUGCAAGCCAUCAACCCACAAAGAAGCCCACCUCAGUGUGUGUCCGAGGGCAGUGAGGAGUCAGGAUAUGUGUGUGUUCACCUGGGUUCGGUGGACAGGAAACAGUGUGUGAAGAUGUUGGCGUCACUGCUGAGCAGUUCGAAGAGGAGGGUGACAUCAGGGCAACAGGCGCUGGUGAACCAGGCUCUGACUUCCUGUUGUCUGGCUCUCUACGCUCGACUCUUGCACCUUCAAACCUCGCUCUGGCACUCUGAUUCAGAUGUGACUGAGUCGUCUCUCCCUGCUGGCGUCCACUCAUCCAUAUCGGUGCUGCUAGAUCACCUCGAGCAGAAACACGGCCCCUCCAUUGUGGUUCGGGCCGUCUCCUACCUCACCCUCUCCAGGACCGGGCUCACUGAGGUAGAGCUCGCCGACCUGCUGUCCCGUGAUCACAAAGUGCUGACUCAGUAUGUUCAGCAGGAUGAGAGCACUUCCUCCAAUAUCCCGCAAAUCGACGUGGAGACACUUCUGUUGGAUUUGAGGAGGUUUCUCAUCAAGAGGACAGUUGCAGGGUCACAUGUUUUGUUCUGGGUGAGCAGGCAUUUCAAGCUGGUGGUGGCUAAGAGGUGUCUGGGCACCCACGAGGUGAGGAGGGAGAUUCAUUCGGCCAUGGCGGACUAUUUCAGUGGCCAAUUGCCUUGUGGUAGAAGUGCAAAACCACUUCUUGGAAAACAAAAACCUGGACCAAACAAGGACAUCUCCCAUAUGGAAUUAUGCAUAGAUAGGGAGCCACCCAGUGUAGAAGCACAUGGCCAUACGUUUGUUUUUUCCUCUUCUUUCAAAGAGGUUGGCCGAGUGAACAUGAGGAAGGUCUUAGAAUUACCGCAUCACUUCCAAGAAAGUGACCAAUGGGGGAAGUUGGAGCAUGGGCUGUUAAUGUCUGUGAGAUUUCACCAGGCCAUGGUUCGAGCAGGACUACUGGCAGAUCUGGUAGCCAUGUUAGAGAGUGAGGAGGGGUCAUCCCACUUCUGUUUCUCAAGGGAAAAAGCCCUCCUGGCAAGCAUACUGAAGUCCUGUGCUUGCCUGCUGCAGAGCUCACCACUGCACCUGCCCUCUGUGAUGGAGAGGGGCCUCCUGCCUUAUCUGGAGGUCUUUCCUGGGCUCAAAGGUUAUGCCAGAGAGAUCAGACAGGAGAGGAGGAGGGUUGGAAGCGGAUUAGGAGUAUCGCUUUGCCCUGCUCCCUUAUCUGUUCCCCCCAUUCAGUGCUUAACGUGUGAUGCCAAAACCAAGGAUGGCUCGGUUAGAGAAGUAGCCGGGACAGAGUUUGGGAUUGUAGUAGAGAUCAUGGAUGAUGGCACGGCUUGGAUUUGGAAAGGCUUCAGGUAUGAUGCCGUCAAACUAUCACUGAGCAGUGAGCAGAAGGAGACGACAUUCACAGGAGUGAAGAGCAGCGGCCAUUUCAUGUUGUUUUCCACACAAUGCAAGGAGCUUCUUUUGUGGGAUGUGACAGGCCCAGAAAUGUUUCUGCAGGUUAAAGACCAAACGAAAGCAGAGUUGAGCCAAAAAACAGCAAACAAAGUUGAGGGGUUUGUUGCAUAUCAGAAAAGGGUAUUUAUGUGGUGGAAAGGUGAGAGUUUUGUGAGUUUGUUUGAUGUCUCCAAUGAGACAUUGACUCAUUUCCAGUGUCAGAGCUGUGUGACCUGUUUGGUUUGCUCCUCUAAUGGCUUUUACAUGUACUGUGGGCUGGAGGGAGGCACACUGUCCAUAUUUGACACCAACACCGGCAGCUUCCUUGGCACUUGCUCAAACUCCAACCACAAUGUGAUUACAUCAAUGAUCCUCCGUGAAGAUAAGUGGGAAAUGGCAUGUGUUGACAGGACAGGAAGUGUAAGCCUAUGGGAUGUGGCAUCCAAAAUAAACCCACCCAGACUUAUCAGAGAAAUCUUUAUUGGAGGUGAAUGUAAUAACAUCCUCAAUAUCGAUUACUCACAUGAAAUUGGCACUUUAUUGGUGUGUCAAUCUCACCAGAUUGCACUGUGGGACACAUGUGACUGGAAGCUGUGGGACCUGUUUCUGGUUCCACAUGGGAGGGCCUUCACUCAAGCUGUGCUCUCCCAAGAGGGCCACCUUUUCCUGGCGUUGUUGGAUGCCUGUCCCUUUGUCUUGGUGUGGAGGCUCAGCACAGGGGAGUGCGUUCUCUCCUUAGAAACAAACAAAGAGCCACGUACACUCCUCAAGAUGGCCUCAGGUGUUGUUUGUGUCACUCACGAUGGCUGCCUGACAGUGUGGGACUCUGGGAUGAUAGAUGCUGCAGGCGCAGCUCCGAAAAUGGGGUGCGGAGUGAAAGAAGUGGUGGUUGAACAAACAGGGGAGUGCUUCUACACCUCUGAUGGGUCAGAGACGGUGUGGAGAUGGAGAUUAGAAACGGGGCUCCCACAUGUUAACUUCCUACAUGACGGACCUGUGGGAAAACUCUGUCUUUCUCCGGAUGACGUUCACCUUGUGACACUCUCAGCAGGGGAAAUAUACGUCUGGCAGACAGAAACCGGUCAGAACAUCCUGCGUAUGAGUGGCAGCAGAGCGACAAACAUCCUGAUCACCCCCAACAGUAACUUUGGGGUCAGCAUUUCUGAGCGAGGGUUGUCUCGGGUUUGGAAGCUGGCACAGGGGAGCAUUGUGUGCAGCAUACACCCACACCUCUCUGACGCCAAGGUGUCGCCUGCAAGCACCUUUCUUAUCGGCCGUCACCGGGGAGACCUGCUAUCUGCCAGCCUGUGGUCGGGCUCGAUCAGCAAGCGUUUCUCCCGCGCUGAAAGCUCAGAACACGUUGUUGCUUUCCACACACUUUCAGAGCACCCGGACUUCGUGGUGGUGAUGGCCGCCUCAGGGGCGGUGUACACCUGGAAAGUAGCAGAGGAGACGGUGUGCCAGCACUUCCAGCUGCCAUAUCGGUUUCACUGUCAGCCACAGGACUUCCAAGUAGCCUCUGAUGGGAGCUACGCCCUGCUGUCCACUGAUAAUGAGGCCAUCAACCUUUUGGACUUAUCUCAGGUCAGACUGUGUUCAAUCAACACUGAGGGUCCAGUCAUUAAGGCUUAUUUGGAUAAAACGGGAUGCUAUGCUGCCUACAUUUACCGCCCCACCACCACCACCACCCUGCAGAAAAACUGCCUCUGUUACCAGCAAGCGAGGCCCGUCCUCACAGUUGUACGACUGGCAGACGGGGAAAGAAUAGGAAGUGUGUGUCUGGCGAAGAAUCCGUUGACUUUGGUUGUUUGCGAGCGGCAGCGUGUGUUUGUGGGAUUUGAGGACGGGUCGGUAGGUGUGUAUUCUAUUUCAGAUGGGAUGAUCAACGGGGAAGAGUCGGUCAGGAGAAGAGAGAAUUUUAGUGGUCGGUUUGACAGAGCAUUCAGGUGGUUACCACAAGCAACCGCCAAUAUUACAUGGCAUUAAGAUUAUUAUACACGGUUGUUGGACUGUGUUUUCAAAAUACAGAUGAUAAAUAUGCUAGCACACAAAGAGCAUUUGUGUGUAUUAUUGUGUGCUGUAUAUUGGACUAUAAAUAGAAAGAUACUGCAUGUGUCUGUGUUUCCACUUCAGGAGAAACUGCAGCAGCUUUGGUUUCAGUUUCACGAAUAUAUGACUGGAUGAUGAAGAUGAUAAUGCACCUCACUGCAAAAACAUCUACAAAGCAUUUCAGUUUCAUUUCUGUGAAAAACAAAAUCAUUACCUGACCGCUUUGAGCCAUAGCUACUGCAUGUAUUGUUACCACAGUUUGACACGUUUGAUGUAAUCAUAACAUAAUGUUGGA